AUGGCAGGCUCCACGCUGCUGCCGCUGGCGCUGGCCCUGUUACUGCUAGCAAGACCCGGAGACUCCUCGGUCAUCCUUGCAUUAUCAGAGCCGCACUCUGACUCCGCCACCCCAACCUCUGGCUCCACCACCCGAAGUUCAGAGCCACACUCUGACUCUGCCACCCCAACCUCUGGCUCCACCACCCCUAGUUCAAAGCCCCACUCUGAUUCCACCACCGCAAGUCUGGAAACCACCUCCCCUCCAGACUCCAGCUCCGUAGAACCAAACCCAAGUUCAGCCUACACAGAGCCAGAAACAGCCUCUCUCCCCAGCUCUGGCUCCCCCAGUUCUGUGCUGACCACCGCAUCCUGGUCCACGCCCAGUGCGCCCAGUCCUGGCCUAGAUGCAGGCAGCCAGUGGAUCUCCACAUCACACAGGAACCCAGGCGUAGUGAUCGCUGUGUGUCUGCUUGUGUCUGCCUUACUCAUUGGCUCUGUGUUCACCGCUGUGAGACACUGUAACCGAGACGUGCCAUCUUUUCAUAAUCUGGAUACCGUAUCCAUGAGCAGUGUGAGCCAGAGGCUGCCGUUCGCUGACCGCCUGCAGUUGUGA
Molecule: messenger RNA, 594 nt
Organism: Acomys russatus (golden spiny mouse)
Lineage: Eukaryota; Metazoa; Chordata; Mammalia; Rodentia; Muridae
Gene: Cist1
Product: putative protein TPRXL
Exons: 4
Coding region: 1-594 (197 amino acids)
Source: RefSeq, a predicted model, not a curated record